Colletotrichum gloeosporioides is the source of this 768-nucleotide messenger RNA. RefSeq lists its product as uncharacterized. The coding region runs from base 1 to 768 and encodes 255 amino acids. The transcript is spliced from 2 exons. Lineage: Eukaryota; Fungi; Ascomycota; Sordariomycetes; Glomerellales; Glomerellaceae. The record is from RefSeq and is a predicted model, not a curated record.
AUGGACAAUGAUCUCCAAGCAGAGGCCUGUAGAAUUGUUACACGCAUGGAGGAGGGACUCACGGUUGGAUCUCCUGACUUUGUUGCCAAUUGGCUGACCAAGUUGAUUACCACCUCUACAACAUGGCUCUAUGGAUUCAAGAAGCGCACCCGCCUCCUGUCCAACACAGAGCAGAAACUUCCAGCCGGGGCAGACCCCAGCAAACUCACAGAUGCUUUUCUGGGGCCACUGGGUCUGAGCAUUGCUCACGCUUCCAGGGCUAGCUUUCCCAUGAACGAGAAUGGCACGCUGGGUCUGCAAACAGACACCCAUGAUGAAGGGUUGUUCUCGCGCCCCAAAUCUAGAUCUGAUGCGUUUAUCUUUGAGAUGGACGACAUCCAGUAUCCUCAUAUGCUAGAAAAGGGGAAUUUGGAAAAGGGAACGGCAUCUGAGCUCCAACUAGCAGAUGCCUCUUCUCGCCAGUACCAAAAGUUGCCUGAAACUGCUCACGAAGCAGCAGGAAGUCUCCGUAGACCCGGUUGGCUUAAGUCAGGAGCCUUCGUACUAAACGAUUGCAAUUCACAUCGAUGGUUAGCUAUGGAGCUGAAGCGAUGGGCGGCAUCGACGAUGUCCUCAAACAACCCCACCCAUCAUGUCCCAUCAGACGAAGAAAUUCGUCAUCAGGCUCGUUUUCUGCUGUUUGACGAUGACGACCCUUGGAACCAAACUGCAGCCGAUAACAUGGAGUGGCUUGAAGACUUCAAACGCCAGGCUGGAAUACCACGAUGA